UGUAUACACGAAUGAUUAAUUUGUUUCCCUAUUAAUAUUAUUUAAACAUUUCCUCUUAUUUCAUAUCCGAACGCCAGAGGAAGUUCCACGACCCCAUCCCCUGCUUCAUUCGACCGUUCCGUUAUAGCAUGAACGGCAGGCAGACAUAGCUCUAAAAUAAUAAUAUCGCCGGUAACACAUUCAUUAGGACAUGCGCCUUGGUUAAAGGACUAACAUUCCCGAUAUGCCUUUCGUUUUAAUGUCAUUCCUUCACAUAGCAUUUUAUCCCGAUUUGCUUUCUUUUUCCAUACUUAGUCUGCUAUUUCCCUCUCCCUCUUUUCAUAACUGUGUGGGGACCGCAGUGUGACGUCUCUGCGGCUCCUCCCUCUUUCGUCACAGGCACUUUGGCCAGUCACCUUGAAGCGCCUGUAGGAGGAAGGUUUUGCAUUAGCAUAAUGUUGCUAAGCAGUUAUAUACUUCGAGUGACGUUAAUAAUACACACAGUAACCGCAAAAGUUAUCAUGGACUCAUCCCUUCUCCCUGAACGGGCUUCAAUUCACCGAAGGAGGAACUUGAUUUCAAUCUCCGACAACCUUGAACGUGAUGCUACACAACAAGACGAGGUGCAUGAGUAUGCGUCUCCCAAGCUGACCGAUUUUGAACCUUUUCGAAAUGAUGGAAGAGCUCGCCAUCAUCAUGCGCCAUCACAUGAUGCACCACCGUUUGUUAUCCUCGAGACGAAGAAGAAACGACCAACCAAAAGCAGUACGACAGAGGACCCAGGAAUGCGAUCAAAAGGGGAUCCAGACAGAGUGAGAAGAGGAUCAGAAUCUACGCCGAGAGAGAAUGCAGAGAUAGAGAGAAGAGGAUCAGAAUCUUCACGGAUGUCGAGGAACAGUCUCAGUGAGAGCGAGGGAACACCCGACCGGAAAUUCAGGGGAAAAAGGUCGAGUGGAGACAAUGUUGUGGUCGAAGGUCGAAGGAAAAAGGCAUGUCCACCGGCUUAUCCUGACGGGGAGUUCACCAUAUUUGGAUUCCUCAGCUUCAGCAUCCUCAUGGCGCAGUUUAUCGUAAACGUGAGUUACCAACACUGUAACAGGUAUCGGAGUCGGUGGCAGGAGUUUCGGGAAUUGUGUUUGCAGAAAAGACGAGCGACUCUGUGGUAUUCCCUCUAAAACGAAGUCCGGCUUCCUAUGGUUUAAUGAGUCUUCUAAUGA
Molecule: messenger RNA, 1196 nt
Organism: Penaeus monodon (black tiger shrimp)
Lineage: Eukaryota; Metazoa; Arthropoda; Malacostraca; Decapoda; Penaeidae
Source: RefSeq, a predicted model, not a curated record